CGUAUCCAUUUACGUUAUAGAAACGCAAGCUGGUUCUGCUAAGUUAGCUAGCUUGCUAACCAAUUUUGGUAGAUGUAUUUAGGUAGGUGGAUCAAAGCGACUUUAAUUGUGUUGCUCAAUUAAAAAGUUGUUUUAAAUAAGAAACGUAUCAGACGUAAACACUGAUACACUUGCAGCUAAAACAGCUUUAGGGUACGAGCACCAAAAUAAUUUUACGUGUUAGCUAUCCACUUGCUGUGCGAAUCAAGUGAAAUACAACUCUGUGCCAGUUAGCUUGCUGUACAAGUGGCUAAACUUAUCGCGCUCGUUCUACUGAAAUUAAGGUAACGUGGCAGAAGUUAGCUAAAGAUGGAGUUUGCUGCACUAUUCGCAAUUUCAUUAUUGAUAGGAGCCUUGAUUCUGCUCGUUGCCGUCGCAGUGGGCAAGCCGAAAGGGGAAACAAGUCAGAAAAAUGAAGAGAAAGAAGACACUACUGUAGAAGAGGACGGAAAUAAGGCACCUCCUUCAAAGAAACAGAAGCAGCCACAGCGUAUUCGCAAAGAGAAGACGCAGCAACACACGUUUACCCACCCCCUCCUUGCGUCAUCCCUGAAGAGUCACAGCGGCAAUGUCACUUGCCUGGACUUCAGCAGCAACGGGAAGUAUCUGGCCUCCUGCGCGGACGACCGCACGGUCCGGAUCUGGAGCACCAAGGACUUCCUGGAGCGUGACCACCGCUGCUUGCGCGCCAACGUGGAGCUGGACCACGCUACGUUCGUCCGCUUCAGCCCCGACUCGCGAGCCUUCAUCACCUGGCUGGCCAAUGCAGAGACCAUUCGAGUUUUCAAGAUGACCAAGAAAGAAGAUGGUUCCUUUAUCUUCAAAGCUGCACCUGAAGACUUCCCUGUGAGGCAUAAAGGAAUUGUCAUCAACAUUGGCAUUGCAGAAACGGGCAAGUUCAUCAUGACUGCGUCCAAUGACACCACCAUUCUGAUCUGGGACCUGAAGGGGGAGGUGCUGGCCUCCAUAAAUACCAACCAGAUGACCAACUCCUACGCAGCGAUCUCUCCCUGCGGAAGGUUUGUAGCGUCCUGCGGCUUCACUCCGGACGUGAAGGUGUGGGAGGUGUGUUUUGGAAAGAGCGGUGAGUUUAAGGAGGUGGUCCGUGCCUUUGACCUGAAAGGACAUUCGGCUGGCGUCCACUCUUUCGCCUUCUCCAAUGACUCCCGCAGAAUGGCAACGGUUUCCAAAGACGGGACGUGGAAGCUGUGGGACACGGACGUGGAGUACAAGAAGCAGCAGGACCCCUACCUGCUGCGCACGGCGCCCUGCCAGGCGACGGAGGGCAGCCGCAUCGCCCUGUCGCCGGACGCGCGGGUGGCGGCCGUCUCCAGCGGCUGCGGCGUGGCCAUGUUCAGCACGGCCACCGGCGCCCUGGAGGAGGACAUCCCCGCGGUGCACGGCGAGGAGAUCACGGACCUCCGCUUCGACGUCAACAGCCGCUUCCUGGCGUGCAGUGGCGACCGCGCCAUCCGCGUCUUCCACAACGUGCCGGGCUACCGCGCCGCCAUCCAGGACAUGCAGGCCAUGCUGAAGAAGGCCUCCAACGAGGGCAUGCGCCAGAGGCUACAGCAGCAGAUCCAGGACGCGCAGAGCGCAUUGGACAGUAUCUACACCGCAUCCAAAAACUGAGUCCCUCUGUCGGUGUGUGUGUGUGUGUCUCACUGCCUGUACUCAAGGAACUGUCUUAACACCCUCCGUUUGAAAUAAAUGGUAUAUGGUUGCUGGUUUUAAAAAAAAAAGAAUAAAUCAUGAUGUCUUUAUAAUA
Molecule: messenger RNA, 1807 nt
Organism: Anguilla rostrata (American eel)
Lineage: Eukaryota; Metazoa; Chordata; Actinopteri; Anguilliformes; Anguillidae
Gene: tbl2
Product: transducin beta like 2
Exons: 7
Coding region: 349-1671 (440 amino acids)
Biological process (GO): endoplasmic reticulum unfolded protein response
Cellular component (GO): endoplasmic reticulum
Molecular function (GO): protein binding
Source: RefSeq, a predicted model, not a curated record